Molecule: messenger RNA, 1707 nt
Organism: Struthio camelus australis
Lineage: Eukaryota; Metazoa; Chordata; Aves; Struthioniformes; Struthionidae
Source: RefSeq, a predicted model, not a curated record
CGCACCAGCCGCCAAGAUGUCCAGCAAACGUGCCAAAGCCAAGACCACCAAGAAGCGCCCUCAGCGCGCCACCUCCAAUGUCUUUGCUAUGUUUGACCAGUCACAGAUCCAGGAGUUCAAGGAAGCCUUCAACAUGAUCGACCAGAACCGCGAUGGAUUCAUUGACAAGGAGGAUCUGCAUGACAUGCUGGCUUCUCUAGGGAAGAACCCCACUGAUGAGUACCUGGAGGGCAUGAUGAGUGAGGCGCCAGGGCCCAUCAACUUCACCAUGUUCCUCACCAUGUUCGGGGAGAAGCUGAAUGGCACCGACCCAGAAGAUGUCAUCCGCAACGCCUUUGCCUGCUUUGAUGAGGAUGCAACAGGCUUCAUUCAUGAGGACCAUCUGCGUGAGCUGCUGACCACCAUGGGAGACAGGUUCACAGAUGAGGAAGUGGAUGAGAUGUACCGGGAGGCUCCCAUCGACAAGAAGGGCAGCUUCAACUACGUGGAGUUCACCCGCAUCCUGAAGCAUGGGGCCAAGGACAAAGAUGAUUAGCGCCUAGAGCUGUUUCACUGCCUCUGCGUCCUCCUGCACGCACCUCCUGCCCCCAUUCCCUCCAUCCCCCUUGCUGCCUAGCCCCACAGCAGGCUCACCCCUCAAGGGGGACUUGACCCUUCUCUGGGUUACACUUAUGUUGGCACGUGACCCUGCACCCUUCCUGGAGGAAGUGCUCACAUCACUACACCCCUGUGUGUCCAUGCAUCAGUCCUAGACCUCCUCUCCCAUCUCCUCUCCCACCGAGAGGCUCCCACCUCCCAGCCCCCAAAGAUGCUGCGCAAUGCCUUGGUGCCAACACCAAGGACUUUCUAGGGAUGUCUUGUCCAUAUCCAGACCUUGCAAAAGACACUGUCUUCCUGGCGUAUCUCUCUGACAGGGCGAGAAGGUUUGCCUUUACCUUUGGCCCCUAUCCAGGAAGAACGAUCAGCUCAUCAUCCACUGUCUCCUUUGACAAAUUUUGCCUGAAGAUCCCACUUGGAAAAUUUGUUUUCUGAGGGAAUAGGGUGCUGUGCGCUCACCUGCCCCACUCUCCUAAAACCCAGCCAUGUGUAUGUCCUGUACAGAGGCUCCCAAGGGAGCCCCACAGCUUCACAGCUUCUUCCUUGUGUUGCCUCCCAGGUGGUCCUUACCUGGAGGACUUUGCCACAGGUGCUCUUCACUGAGCACCUGUAAACUCCCCCUUUUCACAUUCCCCAGCUCUGCUGCACAGCCCCACUUUGCAUUUGGAUGGCAUCUUUCAGCAGAGAUGAGCCUGGUGUACUGACUCCUUGGCAUCCACAGCCCACCCUGCCAUGCUGGCCCUUGUGCCAGGUCUGUGAGUGUGUGGACGGAAGGGUUUUUCCUUCCCAUCUGCCCUAAUCCACUGCUCUCCCACUGUUUUCUUUGACAGUGUCAGCCAGUAUCUCCCUGCCAUGCCUCAGCCACCUCAUCCCUUGGCCUUACGGUGAAUGGGGCCCUGCAACACACAUCAAAGGCCCCUCACGGGGUAUAGGUGGCAGGGCCAGGGGAGCUGGGCUUGCCGUGCUGGGUUGUCCUGCUUUCCUUGCACUUCUCAACCGCAGGACCCCCAGCUAGGCUUAAACCCUACCAAACAGCCAUUUGCCCCCUUGAAGCAACUGCAUAGCCUAGUACUCACCCCUACAGGGUGAGUAAGUGGGAGAUCUGUUCCC